Annulohypoxylon truncatum is the source of this 938-nucleotide messenger RNA. RefSeq names its product putative calcium ion binding protein. The record is from RefSeq and is a predicted model, not a curated record. Gene Ontology annotation, cellular component: endoplasmic reticulum-Golgi intermediate compartment; extracellular exosome. Gene Ontology annotation, molecular function: calcium ion binding. NCBI's taxonomy places the organism in Eukaryota, Fungi, Ascomycota, Sordariomycetes, Xylariales, Hypoxylaceae. The transcript is spliced from 2 exons. The coding region runs from base 245 to 853 and encodes 202 amino acids.
CUUUAGCUUAUCUUGCAGGCGUUGGAGCCACCUAGACAGAUCUGUGGGUGUGACUUCCCCGGUUCAAGUUCAAGGCUGUUUCCUAGUCUUGUUGUUCUUAUCGAAUAUCAAUCGAAACGAAACGUCGAAUUGGGACUUAGCUUCCAAGUUUAUUCUUCCUUUCCUCUUGUCGCAACUUUUUGUCCUGGUUUUCGUGUUUAACAUACCUAGUAGCAUUUGUUACAACUGGCAACUUCGCAUCAAAAUGCGCGCUACGAUCCUCGUCGCAACCGGCCUCGUCUGCCGAGCUCUAGGACACGGUAACCAUGGCGGUUCGCAAAAGCCAAUGGUUGGCGAAAACGCCAAUUGGAUGACGAAGCACAUGGCUGAGGAGCACCAUAUUGGCGACUUCGACGCCUCGUCUUUCUUUGUCCUGCACGAUUACGACGCCGACGGCCAUUGGGAGGCGGAGGAGAUCCUGCGCACGUAUGGAUUGAUGGACGAGUCGAAUAAAAAUGUGCCGCAAGGGCGCCGCGACGAGAUUGAGCACGAGUUGUUGCGGUUACUCGACGCUGACGGAGACGGGUUCGUGACACGCGACGAAUUCGUUGCUUUUAUCGACUCUGGCAAGACGCUGCCCGACAUGGGUACGGGGCCUGGUCACCACGGCGACGACGAGUACGAGUACGAGAUUCACCACUGGGAGAAAUACCAUGACGAGAACACCCCCCUCGAGGAAUUGAAUCAUCCCGAGGACAUUGAACACUUCAAGAAGCACGAGAUGAUGGAGGACGCGGAGGAGAAACUUGAGAAGCUCAACAAGAUGACUAUCGUAGAGGAUAAUAUCCCGAGCAAGUUUAGGAGAGGCAGCUAAGAUAUUUAAUGAUACCCCUUAAUUUUCGGGAGUUCUGGGUUGGAUGGCUAGCAUGAGGACAUGAUGUCAAGGGUUGCUGGCUUGG